AUGAGCUUCCAGGUGACAGGCCUGGGCCUGGACAAGAUGAAGCUGGACAGUCCCCAGUCCUUCCUGGACCUGGAGGAGGUGGAGGAGGCUGAGGGCCGGCAGCUGCUGGAGCCAGAGGCUUGGAGGACCUACACCGCCCGCCGCAAUGCGCUGCGCGAGUUCCUGACCUCCGACCUGAGCCCCCACCUGCUGAAGCGCCACCACGCCCGCGUGGAGCUGCUCAGGAAAUGCUCCUACCACAUCGAGAUCCUCCCCAAGCACCUGGCCCUGGGCGACCAGAACCCGCUGGUGCUGCCCAGCACCAUGUUCCAGCUCGUCGACCCCUGGAAGUUCCAGCGCAUGAAGAAGGUGGGCACCGCACAGACCAAGAUCCAGCUCCUGCUGCUCGGGCACCUGCUGGAGCAGCUGGACCAAGGCCGCGCCCAGCUGGACUCCCUGCUGGAGUCGCCCGACCCGCGGCCCUUCCUGGCGGGCUGGGCGCUGGUGGAGCAGCGGCUGGCGGACCUGUCGGCCGUCAUGGACAACUUCCUGGCCAUGAUGGUGCCGGGCCGGCUGCACAUCAAGCACCGCCUGGUGUCCGACGUGGGCGCCACCAAGAUCCCGCACAUCCGGCUCAUGCUCAGCACCAAGAUGCCCGUCAUGUUCGACCGCAAGGAGUCAGUGGCCCACCAGGACUGGGUCGCCCUGCGCUGGUUUGUCACCACCCAGCCGGGGGUGCCCGAACAGUUCGAGCUGCGCUUCAAGCUGCUGGACCCUAGGACACAGCAGGAGUACCUGCAGCGUGGCAUCAUCCCCGUGGCCGCCUGCACCUUUGACGUCCACAACCUGCUGCCCAACCGUGUCUACAAGUUCACCGUCAAGAGGGCGGAGAGCUACACGCUGGUGUACGAGUCCUGGCGGGACAGCCUCACCCUGCAGACCAGGCCCGGACCCCCUGAAGGGCCCACCCCCAGUCGGCUAGGCAAGCCAGGCCGCCCCUGA
This is a messenger RNA of Molossus molossus (Pallas's mastiff bat), 981 nucleotides long. It is a transcript of the gene FNDC11, whose product is annotated as fibronectin type III domain containing 11. Gene Ontology annotation, molecular function: protein binding. The transcript has a single exon. NCBI's taxonomy places the organism in Eukaryota, Metazoa, Chordata, Mammalia, Chiroptera, Molossidae. The record is from RefSeq and is a predicted model, not a curated record. The coding region runs from base 1 to 981 and encodes 326 amino acids.